Symbiodinium pilosum is the source of this 1844-nucleotide messenger RNA. NCBI's taxonomy places the organism in Eukaryota, Dinophyceae, Suessiales, Symbiodiniaceae. The record is from the annotation of a GenBank genome assembly.
AUGCCCAAGGAUGAGCUGCAACAAUACAAGAAGAAUCUUUCGAGGUAUCUGGCUUCACAGAAUGAGGCGGGACUGCGGGCCAAGGAGAAGGAGGAGAAGGAUGUCCGCAUUCCCACACUGAUCUGCAUCAAGGCGACCGACCACGCACUUCGGACCGGCACCGGCUUGAGCAUCGCUUCAUUCUUCAAUCCAUGGCCAGUGAGACGGCUGAAAAACACGGAGACUCGCUACUACGUUCUUGCGGCUGACCUCGAGCCUGAACUUCUGUUCAAUGGCCAGACCAGACGAGCGUGCAUCUUUGACAGCGAAAGCGGCAAGACACGUUUGGAACUUAUUGGGAUGGGGGAAAAGCGAAAUCGACUUCAUGCGCGAAGCGACCGUGGCUCUUUGGGGUGGACGCAGUGGUUCGCGCUCUACGGGGCCACGGACCUCUGUGGAAGCUUUUUCUACGAUGAACCCCGCAAAUGUUGGGAUGAUGACAGAGCUGCCGCCAAGAAUGCAGGCCUAGGCGCACUUCUUAAUUCGUUCCUGCUGGUGGUCAACAUCGGAAGAUGCCCAUUCGGCUCCUACUCCUUUCAACACCAACUACACGGCUGCGCUGAGUCGUACUUCUCUCAGGCCACUAUUGAUUGCCCGUAUUUCCUGCACUGGUACGAAUUCCUGCGAGGACACAAUGACAAGGAAUCCUUUGGGUCAAUCGAGUCACUGACCCAGACACUGGCGCGAUGGAAGGCGUGCCCACUGCUCAAAAGAUCUGGCACAGAUGUCAAGUGGGCUAGGUGGUAUUCGAUAGUGGACAAGUUGGCAGAAAUCCUGGAACAUUGGUGGGAGUACACAGCAAUUCUUGUGCUCUUGGCACUGGAAAAAGGCAUCUUUGAAAAUGUCGACGCAGUGAUUGCUGCCUCCGUGCAGUACUACAAGACAGUGCAGCAAAGAGCUUCGGAGCUGGCUACUCCUCCCGCAGAUGGUGCUGGCAGAGGAGGCAUGAAAGACUGUGGUGCCGAAACGAAGCUGAAGCACGCACAGAUCAAUGUCCUCCGCGUGGGUGCUCAGACCAUGGCGUCUCCGCAGACCCGAUGCCUGGCAAAUUUGUUGGUUGCAAUGCUGAAGCCUUCACGAACUGAGCAUGGCAAAAGCAUCACCAUACAAAAAACCAGGCGUGGCACCAGAGCCAGAGUUGCUGCGCAAGCAGACGGCGAAUGGCAGACCUGGCUAUGUGGCCUUGCAGGCAUCCUGCGCUGUCCAGAGACACUGAAAAGCUGUGGCAUAAGCUUGCUUCAUGAGCCGCUUCUGUGGGACCAGUCAGAGGAGCAAGAGAACAUGCUGGCCAUGUACUGCUUCAGCCUUCAAGUGAGCCUCCUGGGCGCGCAUGUUUUGAGGCUGCUGGCGUACUCAUGGUCCUUUCCAAUGUGCGUGUUUGGGUUAAUUCAUGACGACCGCGAAGUUGUCAGCAGAAGCCUGAAACGCAUGGAAAAGAUCUGGAGUACAUGGGAGGCGGCAGAGAACGCUGGCAACGGCGACGUGGACGACAUCUUGCACCAGAUCAUCUGGACAUCAUGGCAGUGGCCACGGCUGGUUCUCCUGGAGCUUGCUGAACACUCCUUCGAGCUGGUGCCAGACAGUUUGCGGACAGAGUUGGUUCAGGCAAGCGAGGGCCCACAGACGACCAAGACGACAGAGGAUGUCUUUCGAGAACCUCGUCAGGCGGAGUCUGCCACGCCCAGUGUGCACAUCGCACGUCUGAACCGAUGGCACACCAUGGUGGUCUCCUUGCACCUCCGCGAAUCUGAUCGGCCAGCUCCUUCGAAAACCUCGGCUUCCAAGAGUCUCGCUCAGCAGGCAGG